Molecule: messenger RNA, 6031 nt
Organism: Varanus komodoensis (Komodo dragon)
Lineage: Eukaryota; Metazoa; Chordata; Lepidosauria; Squamata; Varanidae
Gene: EIF4G1
Product: eukaryotic translation initiation factor 4 gamma 1
Exons: 33
Coding region: 94-4986 (1630 amino acids)
Cellular component (GO): eukaryotic translation initiation factor 4F complex
Molecular function (GO): translation initiation factor activity; protein binding; mRNA binding
Source: RefSeq, a predicted model, not a curated record
UUUCAUUAUACAGUUCAGGACCUGAGGCUGUGAGAGUGUGACUUCCCCAAGGCCAUUCGAUAGCAAGGGGAUCCUUAUGCAGCACCACGUGAAAUGAACAAAGCUCCACAGCCCUCAGGAGGAACCCCAUCAGCCCCACAUCCCUCCCCUUCUCCUGGACUUCCACAGCAGUCAGCAUUUCCUCCUGGUCAGGCGGCACCUGUGGUUUUUAACCCAGCGCAAGCUACCCAAAUGAAUACGCCUUCCCAGCCUCGACAGUUUCCAGCAGGGCCUCGUGCUUUACAUCAGCAGCAUUUCUACCAGAGCAGGGCCCAGCCUCCGACAAGUGCUUCCCGGGUGCAGAGUAACGCGUCGGCUCGGCCUGGCCCACCCACUCAUGUUUAUCCAGCUGCUUCCCAGGUGAUGAUGAUCCCCUCACAGAUCUCCUACCCUGCUUCGCAAGGCGCCUACUACAUCCCUGGACAGGGGCGCUCCACAUACGUUGUUCCGCCUCAGCAAUACCCUGUCCAGCCAGGUGCCCCCAGCUUUUAUCCUGGAGCCAGCCCCACAGAAUUCGGCACCUAUGCUGGUGCCUAUUAUCCUGCCCAGAGUGUGCAGCAGUUCCCAGCUGCCCAGGUUAUGAUGAAUCAACAGACAACAAUUCCGCAAAAGCGAGAACGCAAGACGAUCCGAAUACGAGAUCCAAAUCAAGGUGGCAAGGAUAUCACAGAGGAAAUAAUGUCUGGUGCUAGAACUUCCUCUACCCCCACUCCUCCACAGGCUGGAAGUGGUCCAGAGCCGCAGGCCAAUGGAGAGACACCACAUGUAGCUGUCAUUGUCCGGCCAGACGAUCGCCCAAAAGCUGGCCCGGUUCUAACGAACCCCGUUUCCUUGGAGACCAGUAAAUCGGCGUCCCCGUCUCCCCCGCCACCCCUCAUACCGGAGGCAGAGCCGGUGCUGCCAGCCGCUGUGGCGCUGGCCCAUCCAGAGAGCCCCGAGGAAGUGGACACUACAGAGGAGCUGCCGGAGGUCCCCACCGAUAUCCUUGAACCCACUAGCACCACCACUACAGUGCCAGGGGGGCCCAUGCUCCCCCAGGAAGCCCCCGUCGUGGACACAGAGUCGCGGGAGGAGGCAGCUGCUAGCCCAAUUCUGGAGCUUCCUUCCCAGCCAGAAAUGCCGACGGAGGAAGAGGAGGUGCCGGCGGAGCCUGUGACUGCCCUGCAGGAGACUCCCCCGCCCGAGGAGCUUCCUGUCCUGCUGCUAGGUGCUCCCCCCACCCCGCCGCCAUCACUGGAGGAGGCUGCCGAGGUGCCGGUGGAGUCCAAUGGAGUGCUGGAGGAGGAUGCUGUGCUGGAGCCUGUGCCGGAGGCCCAUCCUCCUGAGGCCGCUUUGGCCAUGGAGUCUCCCAUCGCCCAGCCCGAGGAGCUGGCCAUGCCUUACCAACUGGGUGCCCUGGGCAAGCAGGAGCCUGAGGAGCCUGAGGAGGAGCCCCCUGUGUCAGAUGUCAGCCCCAUCUCUGAGCCUGAGGAAGUGAAGGCUGAGGAGGUGGUGGCCCCACUGGCCGCCACUCCUGCUGAAGCAGAGGAGCCGGAGCAGCAGGAGGAGGAGGAGGAAGCAGAGGAGGAGGAAGCAGAGGAGGAGGAGGCAGAGGAGGAGGAGGCAGAGGAGGAGGAGGCAGAGGAGGAGGAGGAGCCCGCAGAGGUGCCAGAGCAGGGUGUCCCGCCUGCCGCUGCAUCCCCGGAGGCCCUGGAGGCGCCCACACAAGUGGCUGUAUCGGUGCCAAAGAAGAAGCGGAAGUUGAAGGACCUGAACAAAAAGGAGGCGGUUGGAGACCUGUUGGAUGCUUUCAAAGAGGUCAGUGAGGGAGGCCCUGAGACAGAGAACAACCCCCCGGUGCCAGCCCCAGAGCCUGAGGAGCCUGCCCCAGCACGCGCCCAGGAGGAGGCCGAGGAAACGUGGGAAGAGAAGGAGGAUAAGCUAGACCCUGAGAAGGUCAAGCCAGCGGGCCAGAAGUAUGACUACAAGACAGAGCAGUGGAAGCCUCUGAACCCAGAAGAGAAGAAGAGAUAUGACCGGGAGUUCCUGCUGGGCUUCCAGUUCAUCUUUGCCAGCAUGCAGAAGCCGGAGGGGUUGCCGCACAUCACCGAGGUGGUCCUGGAAAAGGCGAACAAAAUGCCCCUGCGGCCCCUGGACCCCGUGCGCCUGAACACUAUGAAUUGUGGGCCAGACUUCACACCCGCCUUCGCCAACCUGGGCCGCCCAGCGCCGCCCAACCGUGGACCGCCCGCAGGGCCAGGACAGCGCCGUUCACAGCAAAGCCUGCGAAAGGAGACGCGGAAGAUUAUCUCCACAGUGUCUCUGAACGAAGAUGUCAAGCUCAACAAGGCUGAGAAAGCCUGGAAGCCCAGCAGCAAGCGAGCGAGUGAGCCUGAGGAUCCUGAGAACUUAAAAACUCAGGAACUGUUCCGGCGUGUGCGUAGCAUUCUGAACAAGCUGACACCACAGAUGUUCCAGCAGCUGAUGAAGCAGGUCACAGAGCUGUCUAUUGACACAGAGGAACGCCUCAAGGGCGUCAUCGACCUCAUCUUCGAGAAGGCCAUCUCUGAGCCAAACUUCUCCGUUGCCUAUGCCAACAUGUGCCGUUGCCUUAUGGGGCUAAAAGUCCCCACUACUGACAAACCAACCGUGAUGGUCAACUUUCGUAAGGUACUCCUGAACCGGUGCCAGAAAGAGUUUGAGAAAGACAAGGAUGAUGAUGAGAUUUUUGAGAAGAAACAGAAGGAGAUGGAUGACACAGCUGGCCCUGAGGAGAGAGCCCGUCUGAAAGAAGAGCUGGAUGAGGCCCGCGACAAAGCCCGGCGGCGCUCCCUGGGUAACAUCAAGUUUAUUGGAGAGCUUUUUAAACUGAAGAUGUUGACGGAAGCCAUCAUGCACGACUGCGUGGUCAAACUGCUCAAGAACCACGACGAGGAAUCCCUCGAGUGCUUAUGUCGGCUGCUCACCACCAUUGGCAAAGACCUGGACUUUGAAAAAGCCAAGCCUCGGAUGGAUCAGUAUUUCAACCAGAUGGAGAAGAUAAUUAAGGAGAAGAAAACAUCUGCACGUAUCCGCUUCAUGCUGCAGGAUGUGAUUGAUCUCAGACGGAACUCCUGGGUGCCACGGAGAGGAGACCAGGGCCCCAAGACCAUUGACCAGAUCCACAAGGAAGCAGAGAUGGAAGAGCACCGUGAGCACAUUAAAGUGCAGCAGCUGAUGUCCAAGCAGGACAAGAGGAGAGGGCCUUCAGGCCCAUCCUCGGCGGGUGGGCGUGGGAGCCUUGUUUCCGAUGAUGGCUGGAACACCGUUCCCAUCAGCAAGGGCAACAGACCGAUCGACACCAGCAGGUUAACGAAGAUCACCAAGCCUGGUUCGAUCGACACCAAUAACCAGCUCUUUGCGCCUGGUGGGCGACUGAGCUGGGGGAAGGGCAGCAGCGGUGGUUCAGGUGCCAAGCCUGCUGAGCCAGUGUCUGACUCCAACCGGCCAGCCACGAGCACCUUGAAUCGCUUCUCGGCCUUGCAGCAGUCGGCUCCUGCAGAGAGCCAGGACGUUCGGCGAGUGGUGCAGAGAAGCAGCAGCAGUCGUGACCGCUCUGAGAAGGGCAGUGAGCGAGGGGAGCGCCUCGAGCGUGAGCGGCUGGAGAGAGGGGAGCGCCUCGAGCGCUCAGAGAGGCUGGACCGGUCUGACCGCAACAGAACUCCCAUCACCAAGCGCAGCUUCAGCAAGGAGAUGGACGACAGGAGUCGGGAGCGUGAACGGCAGGGCGUCCUAGAAACCGUGCGCAAAGUAUCCAGCAUGUCAGAGGAGCGGGACCGGAGCAGGGAGCCCACAAAGCGUGAGCCUGCGGCCCCCGAGCCGCCUGCCAAACCCGCCAUGUCUGAGGAAGAGCUGGAGAAGAAAGCCAAGGCCAUCAUUGAGGAAUACCUGCACAUCAACGAUAUGAAGGAGGCGCUGCAGUGCGUGCAGGAGCUGAACUGCCCCUCCCAGCUCUACGUCUUCGUACGGAACGGCAUCGAGUCCACGCUGGAGCGGAGCACCAUCGCCCGAGAGCACAUGGGGCUGCUGCUCUACCAGCUGGUCAAGGGAGGAAGCCUCCCCAAGGAACAGUACUACAAAGGGCUGCUCGAGAUCCUGGAGAUCGGCGAGGACAUGGAGAUCGAUAUUCCGCACAUAUGGCUGUACCUGGCGGACAUCAUAACCCCUGUCCUGAGAGAGGGCGGCAUCCCCAUGGAGGAGCUGUUCAGGGAGAUCGCCAAGCCCCUGGUGCCUAUGGGCAAGGCCACCAAUUUGCUGCUGGAGAUCCUGGGCCUGCUGUGCAAAGGGAUGAGCCACAAGAAGGCAGGGUCACUGUGGAGAGAAGGAGGGCUGAGCUGGAAGGAGUUCUUGCCGGAGGACCAGGACAUCAAUAAGUUCAUCACAGAGCAGAAAGUGGAGUACACGAUGGGCGACAGCUCAGAUGCGCCGAGCCGCAAGGAGCUCACCUCCGAAGAGCUGUGCAAGCAGCUGGACAAGCUACUGAAAGAGAACGAGGAUAACCAAAGAAUAUACGACUGGAUCGAGGCCAACCUAAGCGAUCAGCAGAUCUCGUCAAAUAUGUUCGUCAGGGCCCUGAUGACAUCGGUGUGCCAUUCAGCUGUUGUCUGUGAGAACCCGUACCAGAUGGACAACCCUGUGAUCAAGAGUCGGGCCAAGCUGCUGCAGAAGUACCUGAGUGAUGAAGAUAAGGAGCUGCAGGCCCUCUAUGCCUUGCAGGCCCUCGUUGUGAAGCUGGACCAGCCGGCAAAUCUUCUCCGGACAUUCUUCGAUGCCUUGUACGACGAAGAUGUGGUCAAAGAGGAAGCCUUCUACAAGUGGGAGUCCAGCAAGGACACGGCCGAGCAGCAAGGGAAGGGGGUCGCCCUCAAGUCCGUGACGGGCUUUUACAAUUGGUUGCGCGAAGCUGAGGACGAGUCGGACAAAAACUGAGCUCCCGCGUGGGGAGGGGGUGGCCUGAGCCUGCGUGGCCACUCUGACCCUCCCCAGAGCCCUGGACUCCGUUGGGGGGUGGGUGGGAAAGGCUGUGCAGGACUUUGAGUACCACCGUCCACAUCUGCCCCCCGGACUUCUUUUUUCUUUUUCUUUUUCCUUUUUUUUCCUUUCCUUUUUUUGGUUGGGAUUUUUGUUUUUUGCUUUAACAGCCUGUACUGGUUUGUGUCUGACGAUAAUAAAUUGAUGCUGAAGGAGGUAGGUGUUGCUGUGGGCGCUCCACUCAGCCCCCCGGCCAAAGCCCCGGGUGCCCGGAUGCUUUUAACGAGCGGGGACCCAUCUCUGGCAGGUGCAAAGCACCUGGAACACGUGUCUGCAGAAGGGGGUGGGGAGCACACUGCCUCCACUCCCUUCCUCUCCCCUCCCAGUUAUUGCUGAAAUAUAGAGAGAUUAUAUAAAUAUAUAUAUAAAAUAUAAAUAUAGACUUAUUAAAUCUUUUGAGAGGAUAGGACUUUGCUGUCCGCAAACUUUGCCCUCCUGUUCCCCACAUCUUCACCCCUCACCCCUUGGAUCACUGCCUGGAAAUACGCAAAGCCUCUUGAUGGAUGUUGUUUUUAUUUUUUGAGAGCGAGAGAGAGAGUGAGAAUGAGAGAGAGAGAGAGAGAGAGAGAGAAACACUUCAAACAUCCACCUUGCUUGGGCGUUGGAGUGGUGCUGGCUGAGGGAUGGGUGAGUCGUUCUGGGGUUCCCCUAGUGCUGAGCCCCCCCCCCCCCCGCUUAACCCCACCAGACACUCCCUUCCCUCCACGCCCACGCUGAGGCCACGGUUGUGUGAUCCGCUUCAUCGGUGCCGGAUGGUUAAAGGAGUUGCGCUUGUAAUUACAAAGGUGGGGAACAAACAAAAAUGAAAAGAGGAUUGAAUUACCGGUCACGUGAAUUUGUAAAUAUUUUUCUUUUUUUUUUCUUUAUGGAGUAUUUAAUUGAAGAUUCAAAAGCAUCUUUUCACCGUAAACUGGAAAUAAAAAAGAGAACAUUGCUAAAUAAA